Cherax quadricarinatus is the source of this 1989-nucleotide messenger RNA. The record is from RefSeq and is a predicted model, not a curated record. Lineage: Eukaryota; Metazoa; Arthropoda; Malacostraca; Decapoda; Parastacidae.
CAGUAGAAGUGUGUCCCCUGGAGUGUACUCACACUCUUGUGUUUCCAUGCGUGCCGGUAGGUAGUUACUGUGUUCCGUAGGGGUCAUACAGCACCUGGGCAAGUAACCAGGGUUAAUCCCAAGUCAUAGUUGUUUGGUGUUCACGCGUGCGUGCUGGUGUUGAGUGUUAAGUAUGAGUGGAGCAGUGUAAGUGUGUCCCCGGGAGUGGACACACCUCCGUCCCACCUCAUCAUGGCUGAUCCCUCGAUCAACAAAAAUAAUAAUAGAUUCAUCGCUGAAAAAUUCAAGAACGGCCGCUGGGUGGAGAACUCGAGAGUUGGGUUUCCCAGCAGCAUUCUCUACCAAGACUUUCUACCUCUGAAGGAUCCGGAUUUCUCCACAUGCUGUUCCAACGUCUAUCAGAGCUUCAGCGAGACUGUGCAGCGAGCUAAUGAGUGGUUAAGCCAUCGUCAGGGAUACGAGGUGAUCACCUGCGAAAGCCUGGCUUGUAACUCCUCCGAGAUACCCUCCUACCUGGCUGACUCCUGGCCUCGUACCUCACACCUCAGGGGUUUGAGAGUGUGGCUGAGGAGUCCCUCUGAGGAGGAGCCCGCAGAGACGGGUGUCCGCUCUCUGCUCAGUUACCGAGACUUCACACCGUACCUGGACAGGAAAAACCUCUUCAGCCGUGACUACGAAGAUACAGGCGUCCUGCUGGAGCGUCUUAACGCCUACCUUGAGAACCGCACCGUCAGGGCCCGCAUCCUCGCCCUGGAGACACUGGACACGCCCAUGAGUGGUUUGCUUGACAUAGAGAUGGACACAGAGAAGUCAUCACUCACCUUCUCUCAGCACGGCUUUACCAAGUACUGUCGGUCGCUGAGAGCAUUCUUCGUGACGCAGUACAAUAAGAGACCCCACGACACCAAGGGCUCAGAUAUAAUACCCAAGAUCGGCCUCUUGGACUUCAUCCCCAAGAAUAAACCCGAAGGACUCGCGAGUGGUGAGGAGACCGUGACAGAGAUGAUGCAGCGAGCUCUCAAGUGGUGUUCAACUACUGAAGGUGUCACACUGCUCAACCUGCAGGUACUGUUGCUAAAGCCGGGCGACGCGACUACAGCCUCGACUUGGCUGCUGGAGUUCCAGGGACACGUCGUCAACAAGUUCAUUCUUCGUCCGCGUCGCAUACACGCUUGGUGGAUUAAUGAUGUGAAGGAGAACGAAAUACUGGCGGAAGAUGAUGCCUCUGCGGGGACGAAGCACAUGUCGAGGCCUACUGCAAUGCAGUGUGGCACAGAAGUGACAAGUCUGCCUGGUGUGGUGAGUGUAGCAGUCUACAGACCUCCCUCAGGACCUGUCACCGGCCUCCACUGCAAGACUUUCCUACCAAAACAAAUUGCAUCAGGGAGGCUGUGCAGGCGGGGAGAGUGGGAACCCCUGGAAGAGACAGUGAGUCGACUCAACUCUUGGAUCGACGCCUGCCAGGGUGCCCUGGUUACCGUCCACACCCGCUACACCUACACCCAAGGCAGAUCUGGCAAAGUUAACCCGGAGGACAGCCGCUGGGCCCGCCACCUGACAGGCAGUGGCCAAGUGGCUGUCAUUCAUCUUGUGAUCAUGGGCGGCCGCUCCCCCACCGCCCUCCCCGCCCUCAACCAGGAUCCUACGCCCACAUGCGUUAUCUUGUAAGUUAAAGGUGCACCCGUCUAUGAUAUCCCGCCACUCUGUUGCUCUGUGCAUUUAUGUCAAGCGCUGAAUCCAUGUGGGUCAUGCGGCACUGUGAAUAGUGAAGACUCGAACCUCCGCCCGCUGACCACAAGACAAGUAGUUAACUUGUCCAAGGUAAUGAUCGCGCCUACAGGUGCCUACUGCUGUAAAUAUACUCUAUAAUUAUUUUAAAAUUAACAAAACGCGAAAAUUAAAAAAAAAAAAAUCUUUAAUAGUGCUAAUGGAUUAACAGUAUAUUUUUUUCCAUGUCGCGUUCCUUCGUGCAUCAUACUACAGUGAUGU